Morone saxatilis (striped sea-bass) is the source of this 2165-nucleotide messenger RNA. RefSeq names its product SHQ1, H/ACA ribonucleoprotein assembly factor (gene shq1). The record is from RefSeq and is a predicted model, not a curated record. NCBI's taxonomy places the organism in Eukaryota, Metazoa, Chordata, Actinopteri, Moronidae. The transcript has 12 exons. Gene Ontology annotation, cellular component: nucleoplasm; cytoplasm. The coding region runs from base 95 to 1885 and encodes 596 amino acids. Gene Ontology annotation, biological process: box H/ACA snoRNP assembly.
ACGGUACAACAUGGACGCUACAUCCAUGAGCUGCCUGUGAAGCUCGUUGGGGUACCUCGGUGUUUUUCUGGGCUGUGUUACAUUAGGAUUCACAAUGAUAACGCCUGCGUUUGACCUGAGCCAAGAUCCCGAGUACCUGAUGCUCAACAUCCGUGUGCCCUACACCAGAACAUCAGAGUUUGACAUCUACAUUGAUGGAACAGAUUUCAAGUUCUAUGCCAAACCCUACUUUCUCAGAUUAUCUCUUCCUGGAAGAAUAGUGGAGGAUGGGAGAGAAAAGGCCAAAUUUGACAUUGAUAAAGGUCUCUUCACCCUCCGGGUCCCUAAAGAAACCACUGGAGAGCACUUUGAAGGGCUUCAGAUGCUGACAAGCCUCCUCGCCCCAAAAGGCUCCCGUUCAGCACAACCACUGGUAGAGGACUUAAGCACAGAAGGAUGCGGGGAAAGUGAGGGAGAUGAUGAAGACGAAGAUGAGGAAGAAUUCGACUGGCAGGUUGAGCAGGAGGUGUACAAGGAGAGCUCUGAGGAGGAGCUGAAAGCCCUGCAGAAAUAUGGCUUCGGCAAUCAGAGGUCUGGAGUGUUUGUGAGAUUACAGGAGGAACUGAGUGAUGUGGCCGAUGUCAAGAACCCAGACGGAACAACGGCGGCAGAGAGGAGGCAGGCACGGCUGGAGGCAGAGGCAUCUGCCUUUUCUGCUGACCAUUACCUGGCUGAUUUGUUUGAGGAUGAUGAGAUAAAGGGGCUGCUGAAUUUUAGGCCAUGGUGGACGAAGCUGAGUCCCUCCACAGAGCAGGAGGAGGAAGCCGCUGUAUCAUUCACCGACGACGAGAAGGAGCAGCUGAGAAAAUUCACCAACCGCUCCUACCUGCUAGACAAGACGUCUCGUUACCAAGUGUGGCUCAGCCUUGUGGACAUCCUGCUGGCUCAUUCCUAUGAAGUGCGCUCUACAGAGGGGGAGCACAAUGUAGAGUCACCGUGGACUAUCAGAAAGCUCAGCGGGACUCUCUGCUGGCUGGAGACGUACAGCUCUGUGCAAGACGUUCUGGUGUCAUUUGGACGGAGGGUUUUGUGCUACCCCCUCUACAGACACUUUGCCAUGGUCUCUGCGGCUGUUCGUGACACAGCUAAGAUUUUGCAGUCAGGGAAAGCCUGCGUCCUCAAAUGCCUGCUGGAUAUUCACAAAGUCUUCAGAGAGAACGACCCGGCCUACAUACUGAACGAUCUGUACAUCACAGAUUACUGCAUCUGGAUCCAGAGAGUAAAGUCGAGGAAGAUGGCAGCCUUAGGCGCGACGUUGCAAAAAGCCUCCCUGCGGAAAAAAGACUUGGAGCUGGAACUUGAGGAGCUAGAGGAGGCAGCCACAAUGGUGGCAGAGGAAGAAGAAGAAGAAGAAGAAGAGGAGCAGGGAGCUUCCAAUAGCGCUCCGAUAUCACAUGGUGACAGCAGCAGCAGCAGCAGCAGCAGCAGCAGCGACUCGUCUGAUGAGAGCGAGGAAUCUGAGGCUGAAGGGCAAGGCUGCACCGAAUCCAACGAGGGAGGAGGAGGAGGAGGAGGAGAGAUGUGUAAGGACAACCCUCUAGAGCUACAACCCACCUCUCCCAUCACCCAGGAGCCCACCAGCACACUCUUCUCAGAGGAGAGGAAAGUGGACACCCUCCCCUCAGCCUCAGCAGGCUCCAGACAGCUGAUCCAGGAGCUGGGGGAGCGGGUGGCAGAGGAGCUGAAAAUCUCCCAAGACUCCAGCUACGGAGCGGAGAGGGACUGUUCCCAGCCGAGCAGAGCUGCAGCAAAAACUGAAGUAACAUCUGGGAGGAACAGCAGUGGGACUCUGUUAGAGCUGAGCCCUCGCAGAAACCCUCUGCUCAUCGUCCAAACGCAGGAAUGAUGAUGACGAUGAGAGAGACUUUAUCUGCUGACAGAGAAUGUUGUGGAACCUGAAAGACACUUUUUGAACUGUUAACUCUGUGUAAGUGAUGGAAGAAAAUGGGUUUGACUAUUUGGUUUUAAUAAUUUAAUUUAUUUUUAAUUUGAUGCCUCUUCUUUUUGUAAUACCAAGCUAUGAGUUGUGUGCUUUAACCCUUCUCUAAACGACCUCAUUUCAUACAAAGAAUGAUAUUUUGUAAAUGUAUAAACCUGCUAAGCCUCAUUAAAAUCCUUAUUUCGUA